AUGCAACGAAAUGGGUCUCCACUGGACGCAAAUGGUGAACAACAUGAAUCUCUGACUCCACAGUCACCUAAUUUGUCGAGAAGGCAAAGACUUAUAGGACUUGCUAAGGCUACAAGGGACAGUUAUAUGCCUAAGAUCUCACUGAUCGCUUCAGGGGUCUCCAGUAGAGCCUUGGGUGGUGACUAUUACGACGAAGAUGGCAAUGUUAGACUUCCUAAGGAUGCUACUAUUACCUUAUUCCCAGCAUACACCAGAAAGACAGAAGAUGGUAAAUAUCAUGUUGAUGUGAAAGGAUGGCUCUCGUGUCCUGGAGUAAUGUCUAGGAAGAACCGUUUGAUUCUAUCGUUAGCCAAGCAAAUCACCCGUUAUAGUUCUAAUCCUACAACUGCAAAACAGGCAAUAAACGAAUUGGAAGAUGAGCGGCUUGAACCUGAUGUGAUUACCCCGAGUGAUGAUGCAGUUUCCGAUGUGGAGUCAAUAAAUUCUAGAGGUUCAUCUAUAAAUACUAUUUCACAGAAUGAAAACAAACAACUUCAAACAUCGGUUACAAGCUCAUCUGUACGUAGCAGUACUCCAAGCUUUAAUGAUGAUCUCUUAAAAGAAAGGUUGAGUAAUUUUAUUGCCAGGUCUAUUGCAAGUGCAGAGUUAGUGAUUCUGAUUGGAUCUCAGGAUAAGUUGGAACUUAGUGAAUUGAAGUUUAAAAGCGUUAUUACUGAUGGUUAUGGACAUUUUGAAGCAUGUGUGGAAGUAAGCUAUGCCCCUUCGGUAGUUCAAGUAAAAGCAGCUACUGAUGAAAGCAUUUUCUCCUUCCAGGAUAUAAUGCUCAUUCCUAGUGAGGGCUUAGGCUUGAUCAGUGAUAUAGAUGAUACUAUCAAAUUAACUGGUGUUACGGGUGACAAAAGAGAAUUGAUGAGAAAUAUAUUGCUAAAUGAUAUAAAUCUGUGGAACAUUCCUCCAGUAGUUAAGUGGUAUAAUCAAUUAUACGAGCAUGAGAGUAUAUCGUUUCAUUAUGUCUCAAACUCUCCGUGGCAGCUUUUUUCUAGUAUAAACAAAUAUUUCCAAGAGGUAAAGCUACCAUUAGGAUCAGUGCAUUUAAAGCAAUAUACUGGAAGUUUUAUAUCGUCAUUAAUGGAGCCGUCGUCUUCGAGGAAAAAAAGAGCAUUGUCUAAGAUUGCUGAAGAUUUCCCUAAGAAGAAAUUCAUAUGCGUUGGUGAUUCGGGUGAACAUGACUUAGAGGCUUAUGCAGAUUUGGCUCGAAGUUAUCCGUCUCGUAUCAUAGCCAUAUAUAUCAGAUGCGUUGAAGACUCCUUGUCCGAUAUUGAUGAUAAGAAAAUUCUAAAAGAACUUACUAAACUUACUUCUAAAAAAGAGGCCAAAGCUGUCUCAAAACAAGUUUCGUCAAAGCCCAAUGAGGAUGAGAUUGAAAAUUUAAUUGAUUUAACAGACGACACUCCUGUAUUUGCAGCUGAACGUUCGAAGAAACUUCCACCUAUGAUACCGCAUAAACCUUCAACGCUACAGGGGAAGAAACUAAGCAGAAAACCACCUUUACCAAUUCGUGAUGAAUUGAAGAAAUCACAUACCGAUACUGAACUUGCGCGUUCAAACUCCACGGAUUCUGUUUCAUCCCAAGAAAAUGAAUCUUCAUGGAGAAAUUUAACAGGAAUACAAUCAAAUUCUAAUGACAAUCCUCCUCCAAUGCCGCUUAGAAGACCAACAUCUUUUACUUCCAAAGCAACUGCUGAGGGCUUUACGUCGACAUCCAAUAAUGAUUACAGUGUUUUUGAUAAUUUGCAAGAUGUUUAUAAUACACAUAACUACUAUGAGUUGGAAGAUAUUGACAAAAAAGGUGCUCAAUGGAUUAGAAGAGUUGUUACAGCGUUGGAGGCAUUAGAGGGUACUGGUACGAAGAUAAAGUUCUUUACUGAUGAUGAAAAUGAUUUUUUCACCAACAGUAUAGAUAUAGUGAAAGAUUACCUACGUACAAAUAAUAGUAAUUAA
Debaryomyces fabryi is the source of this 2001-nucleotide messenger RNA. Its product is annotated as phosphatidate phosphatase. The transcript has a single exon. Bases 1 to 2001 code for a protein of 666 amino acids. NCBI's taxonomy places the organism in Eukaryota, Fungi, Ascomycota, Pichiomycetes, Serinales, Debaryomycetaceae. Gene Ontology annotation, molecular function: phosphatidate phosphatase activity. The record is from RefSeq and is a predicted model, not a curated record. Gene Ontology annotation, cellular component: actin cortical patch.